Messenger RNA from Cercopithifilaria johnstoni, 609 nucleotides. The record is from the annotation of a GenBank genome assembly. NCBI's taxonomy places the organism in Eukaryota, Metazoa, Nematoda, Chromadorea, Rhabditida, Onchocercidae.
AUGUCUGGUGGUCAAACGUAUGGUUUUAUAACGGAACUUUUUUUUGAUGUUUUCACCUCGAAAGAAAUGAAUUGUUUCUAUGAAGAUUUCCUGCUAUAUAGUGAUAUAAGUAUUUCUACUCGAGCUGUUGAUACUGAAUCACAGUUGAUACAUAUGCGAAUUAGAUCAUCGAGCAAAAAUAUUAGUAAAUGGUAUAGAGGGAUCAAUCAAGCGGUAUUUAGCGGAAUGUUACGCGAAGGAGGUAUAUAUGAAAUUUGCACGAAAGUAAAGUUAACAAAUACACGAUACGUACGUUUAAUGCUGGUUAUCUACGCUCAUCAUCGAGGAACAAAGAAUAAAGCUGAUAGACUUAAAGAAGAACACCAUGAAUUGACUGAAAGCAUGAAUCAAUCGAUUGACCAUUUGAGAGAAGCAAUAGCCUCUUCAUCAUUUGCACUGAAACAACUGAAAUCAACACGUGAUAUACAUUUGCAAAUUAAAAAUGCCAAUAAUAUUGAUAUGUUUUCAUUGACACAAACAAUGAUUAUUCUGUGCACAUCAGUUAUGCAAGUUCUUGUUAUUCGUAAAUUCUUCUCUGGCAAUUCCAAAAAUUUUGUCGUUAUUAAGUAG